CUCAUCUUCUGGACCCUUUUCGGUAACAUCUUGCUAUUAUGAUUGUCACCUAUACCAGGAUCUAUAGGAUUGCCCAGAUUCAGAUCAGGAGGAUAUCAACAUUGGAAAGAGCAGCUGAACAUGCCCAAAGCUGCAGAAGCAACCGUGUUGACUGCAGAAACCACCAUAAUAGCCUAAAAACUUCUAUAAAAAAGGAGACAAAAGUUUUAAAAACCCUGUCUAUAAUCAUGGGGGUCUUUGUGUGUUGCUGGUUACCAUUUUUCAUAUUGAACUGUAUGGUUCCAUUCUGUGACAAUUCUGGAGACCCCAAAGCUGGACUGCCUUGCGUCAGUGAGACCACUUUUGACAUUUUUGUCUGGUUUGGUUGGGCUAACUCUACUUUGAACCCUAUCAUCUAUGCUUUCAAUGCUGAUUUUCGCAAGGUGUUCUCUAGUCUUCUGGGAUGUGGACAUUGGUGUUCUACCACCAAUGUUGAAACAGUCAACAUCAGCAAUGAACUAAUAUCCUACAACCAAGAUACUAUAUUCCACAAGGAUAUUGUGACAGCCUAUGUCAACAUGAUACCCAACGUGGUGGAUUGUAUAGAUGACAAUGAUGAGACUUUCGAUCGCAUGUCUCAAAUCUCACAAAACUCUGCUAACAUUGAGAUGGCCGACAGUUCAAUGUGUGACCUGGACUGUGACACAGAGAUUUCACUUCAUAAAAUUACCCCUUCCAUGCCAAAUGGCUUCCAUUAA
Molecule: messenger RNA, 737 nt
Organism: Bufo bufo (common toad)
Lineage: Eukaryota; Metazoa; Chordata; Amphibia; Anura; Bufonidae
Gene: DRD5
Product: dopamine receptor D5
Exons: 2
Coding region: 39-737 (232 amino acids)
Biological process (GO): adenylate cyclase-activating adrenergic receptor signaling pathway
Cellular component (GO): plasma membrane
Molecular function (GO): dopamine neurotransmitter receptor activity; G protein-coupled receptor activity
Source: RefSeq, a predicted model, not a curated record